This is a messenger RNA of Peronospora matthiolae, 2835 nucleotides long. The record is from the annotation of a GenBank genome assembly. Lineage: Eukaryota; Oomycota; Peronosporomycetes; Peronosporales; Peronosporaceae.
AUGAGCGCCUUCGUGGGGACGCGCCACCUGCUGCAGGCCAUGGCGCUCAAGCACCAGGAGCGCGUCCGUCGGCAGCUCGAGACGCCCGUGCUCGCCGCUGCUGCCGUCGACCACCAGCAUCCACGACACGUGACGGGAGCGUCAUCGACGAAUGACGUGCCACUGACGAGUCGCCCCAGCUGUCCUACAGCUGCAACGACGCACUCAAACGCGUCGGAAGACUGGAGACGCACGAUCCAGGCGUCGCUGCUAGCAAGGGAGCGAGAGAACGCGCUGUUUGCGCCCAUUGGAGCCUUGGAAAUGACCAUGGACGAGAGUGACGAGGACCGGCCGCGUGUCUCGGUUGCGUCCCGGAUCUUACGCGUCAUGUGCAUUACAGACUUCAUCUUUUCUGUGACUGGAGCAAUCGUGACAGCCGUGGAGCUCUGGGCUCCGCACGCCGGUCGGAGUUUCCAAUUGAUUUUCUGGGCUCAAGCACCGCAUUGGUGCUCGCAAGUCGCGAGUUUCUGCUGGGUCGCGACCUUGGCUUUGUACAUUGCCAAGCACCGGAAUCGAGCGAGCUUUGAUGUGGCGAUUGCGCAUGCUAUUAUUUGGAUGGUCGUGGUGUUUUAUUGGGUACUCGAGCUCUACUCGAGUUACUACGAGACAAAAGGGUUUGUAAAUGCGGCCAAGAUUAUUUGGAAAGUCAUUGCAGUUGGAUGCUUCUUGAUCAUCACGUGUUGCUGGCUGAAUUUUGCACGACGAUGGAUGCAGCAGGAACGACGCAAAGGAGCGUACGUCGUGUCCAAGCUGGCGUCGUAUACACUGGCGUUCUUUGUCCUCGUUGGGCCUAUUGUUAUAACGGAUCUCGCCCUCGGUUUGCAUAGCUACGGAACCGUGAUGGAUGCGUGUUCGAUGAUUUUGGCCAUGUGGCCGUUCGUGAAUGCGGUCAUAUACCUUACAAAGCCGACGUUGUGUCUGAAGAUCUUCCAGGAAAAGUCCUCGCGCGGCCCGCGCGGACAGUGUGAUUCGGCUGAUGGGCAGCUUGGCAGAAAUGGAAGCCGACGGUUCAUGAGUGCAGGAGGAAAUGGAGCUCCAGGCACAGCAAAUGGCACGGUGGGUGGAAAUACUGGUGACUCUAGUCAGAAGCUGCUGAUGUCGCCGUCGCAUCACGAGCUUAAGGGUUUGGAGAUUGGUGACAAGAUUGGGGAAGGGGUGGCUGUGGUGUACCUGGGCAAGUGGCGUGGUGCCAAUGUUGCUGUUAAGAUGAAAGCAGUGCUAGCGGCGCUAGAAAGUGCGGCUGAUUUGGCAGAAUUUCAACAUGCCUGUAAUGUGGAGAUUCAGGCCGAAGCAGAAGUGAUGCGCGGUCUGUGCCACCCGAACAUUGUGCUGUUUAUGGAAGCGGGAUUUUAUCGCGGCUCAAUCUGUAUCGUUUCAGAGUAUUGCGCGCGUGGCUCACUGCGUGAUGUUCUCCAGCAGCAGACACCAGAUGUGAAGAACCUGAAUUGGCCAACGAAGCUUCGUCUUGCGCUGGGAAUCUCGCAUGGUAUCCAGUACUUGCACAAUGCCAACCCGCCUAUGAUCCAUCGAGACUUGAAAUCUCCGAAUGUGCUAGUGGACGACUCGUGGCAUGCGAAGAUCGCGGAUUUCGGUACUCUCCGCUUUUCAGAAAUCGUGUCAUCAGCUGCGCAACUUCAGGCUUCUCAGAUAAACACAAGGAGCUCAUCGAAAGUACCGUUAGUAGAAAUGACAGGUCUUGUGGGUACUACGCGCUGGAUGGCACCGGAGGUCAUGCGAGGGGAACGCAUUUACACCAGCAAAGUGGAUAUCUACAGCCUGGCGCUCAUCUUGUGGGAGCUCAUUGAGGGGAAAUUGCCGUUUGAAAAUACACGAUGGAAUCAUGAGGUGGAGGACUAUGUUUUGAAAGGUGUCCGACCCAACAUUCGCUCGGAUUUGUGUCCAUUGCGGUGGAAAUUGCUGAUCGUAACGUGCUGGCAAGCAGACCCGCGAGAACGUCCCACAAUCCAGCAAGUCAUCAACAGCUUGCAGCGCAUAGGGCGCGAAGAAGUGUGGGACCCUACCGGUCCUCGUUUUACAGGUGUCAGUCAGCUGGGUACCUCGAUGUCCUCUUCAAUUUCGCACUCGAUAUACUCAUCUCACUCGGACUCAAUGAAUGCGACUGGACCAGUUGGCGGUUUUGACCGACGCAACUACCCCGCUGCGCUCGACGAGAACCAUGCAAGUGAACCUGAUUUGGAUGGUGGGAGUUUUGCGGGCGAGUUUUCUUACGUGCCAACACUCGAUUCGCUCGUCUCUCCAGCCAUACUCGGUGCUUCUGACGACGGUAGCUCCAAGAGUACCAAGGCAUUGCAGUCUCGAUCGCGUCUCGGCUCCAUGGAGACUUCUGCUAGCAAUCGGUGGAGCUUAGUAAGUACAAGUAGCAGCACAGUCAGCAUGGGCGCGAACGAUAGCGGCUACUACGGUUCAAGUAGCAGUUCGUUCAGCAGUAACGAUCCAAGUGCGAGCUCGAUCAGCAUGGGCACUCUCUGUGGCAGUGCGAGCUCUUCCGUCAGUAACCGAUCGUUCGGGGCGUCCCAAUCGUCCAAGUUGAAAAAGAAGCGCCCGGAAUGGCGACGUCGGACCGACACGAUCCAGGAGAUGCAGCCCACAGAUCUUCUGAAUGCGCCCUCUGCACACGUUCGUCGAGUCCUCGCCCGAUGGCACUCCGUUUAUCGUCAAUAUUUAACCUUUCCCGCACCACAGGCUCGCAGGUGGAUGGAGAAAGGUAGGAGGCAAGUCGCUAUUAUAAUUUUGCCUGAGUGUUUUGUUGCCGUCUCAUCUCAGCGUUGUGUAUGA